Molecule: messenger RNA, 765 nt
Organism: Ostertagia ostertagi
Lineage: Eukaryota; Metazoa; Nematoda; Chromadorea; Rhabditida; Trichostrongylidae
Source: the annotation of a GenBank genome assembly
AUGUACAGUGAUGCAGCAAAUCAACGUCGUUUGGAGGCUGUCGACAGCGAUCUGUUCGACACCGGGCCGUUCCGACCGUCCUAUGCGUUGGGUACCUACGCCACCCAUGGCGGAGCGCCGUACGAGAUCUCCAACACGCCUAUCGAAGUGAACGAGAGCCGUAAACAGCAGAUCCAGAACAGUGUGCCGCUUUCUCCUGCUUCGGGUGUUGAGUCAAGAGAUCCACUUUGCGGUUGCGCGGAAUGUGGUCAGGAGAACCACGCUGCUGCCACAGAAUCAAAAUCGACGGUGGUCAUGCCUGUAGUGCACAGUAUGCCUGCUUUGUUAUGUAUGCAUGCUUUCAUGGCACAGAUUCGGACGAAGGCUUGGCUUUGUCACUGCGAAAUAGAUUUCUAUAUUUCAGAGCCUCGUUCUCGAGACUCAAAUAUGAUACAUUGCUUGUCGCCGAAAUUGGCUGCUGGUCUACAGGAAGAGCUCGAUUCUCGCUCCAAAAGUCCACAGCUCGUCGAAAUGCACACGUUCAGAGAUGCAGUCGACGUCAACUAUCAGCGGAUGGCAAUCACCGGCGAGGAGCUCUCGGGUGUGCCGCUGGAGGAUCUGAAAGACGCGGCGACACAUCUGAUCGAGGCGCUCCGAAUGCGAAAUCAGUACAUGGAGCGAAUCGGAAACCAAUUCCCAGUUACAACGAAGCGAUUCCUCAGCGGUGAAUAUCCGGCGAACUUGCCGAAAUAUCGUCGAAAGAACACCGAGUCAAGUGAGUCUUGA